AUGUUCAUUUCCCGUUGAUUUUUCUCAACAAAUCACAAAGAUAUUGGUACUCUAUACCUAUUAUUUGGUGCUUGAGCAGGUAUAGUAGGCACUGCACUAAGUCUCCUUAUUCGUGCAGAACUUGGCCAACCUGGAGCCCUAUUAGGUGAUGAUCAAAUCUAUAAUGUAAUCGUAACAGCUCAUGCUUUCGUAAUAAUUUUCUUUAUAGUAAUGCCUAUUAUAAUUGGGGGGUUCGGCAAUUGACUAGUACCACUAAUAAUUGGCGCACCCGAUAUAGCAUUCCCACGAAUAAAUAAUAUAAGCUUCUGGCUUCUCCCCCCUUCCUUCCUACUUUUACUUGCUUCCUCUACAGUUGAAGCUGGCGUCGGAACAGGUUGAACCGUAUACCCACCACUAGCCGGAAAUCUAGCACAUGCCGGAGCUUCAGUUGACCUGGCUAUUUUCUCUCUUCACCUAGCCGGAGUAUCAUCAAUCCUCGGACGUAUUAAUUUUAUCGCUACAAUUAUUAAUAUAAAACCACCUGCCCUCUCUCAAUAUCAAACACCUUUAUUUGUUUGAUCUGUUUUAAUUACUGCUGUCCUACUACUCCUCUCCCUUCCUGUCUUAGCAGCAGGUAUUACCAUACUCCUAACAGACCGAAAUCUUAAUACCACAUUCUUUGACCCAGCUGGAGGGGGAGACCCCAUUUUAUAUCAGCACUUAUUCUGGUUCUUCGGCCACCCCGAAGUAUAUAUUCUUAUUUUACCAGGCUUUGGCAUCAUCUCCCAUGUAGUAACCUACUAUUCCGGUAAAAAAGAACCUUUCGGAUAUAUAGGAAUAGUUUGAGCUAUAAUAUCCAUUGGAUUCCUAGGCUUUAUUGUAUGAGCCCACCAUAUAUUUACAGUAGGUAUAGAUGUAGACACACGAGCAUACUUUACAUCUGCCACUAUAAUCAUUGCUAUUCCUACGGGAGUUAAGGUCUUUAGUUGAUUAGCCACUCUCCAUGGAGGAAACAUUAAAUGAUCACCAGCCAUACUUUGAGCCCUUGGCUUUAUUUUUCUAUUUACAGUAGGUGGACUAACAGGUAUUGUCCUAGCUAACUCAUCACUAGAUAUUAUUUUACACGACACUUACUAUGUAGUAGCUCACUUUCACUAUGUCUUAUCUAUAGGAGCUGUUUUCGCUAUUAUAGGAGGAUUUGUACACUGAUUCCCUCUAUUCACAGGAUAUACUUUAAAUACAACUUGAGCAAAAAUUCAUUUUCUAGUUAUAUUUGUAGGUGUCAACAUAACUUUCUUCCCUCAACACUUUCUAGGUUUAUCUGGAAUACCACGACGCUACUCUGACUAUCCAGAUGCCUAUACUACUUGAAAUACAGUAUCUUCUAUAGGUUCUUUCAUCUCACUAACAGCAGUAAUACUGAUAGUCUUUAUAAUCUGAGAAGCUUUCGCAGCUAAACGAGAAGUUUCAGUAGCAGAACUAACUACAACUAACCUAGAAUGACUGCAUGGAUGUCCUCCUCCCUACCAUACAUUUGAAGAACCCACAUAUGUUAAUCCAAAAUAA
Artibeus jamaicensis (Jamaican fruit-eating bat) is the source of this 1545-nucleotide messenger RNA. The record is from the annotation of a RefSeq genome assembly. Lineage: Eukaryota; Metazoa; Chordata; Mammalia; Chiroptera; Phyllostomidae.